AAUAAGCGAAUGCAGGUUAUGCGAAAUCGACCAAAUAAAAACCAAAAUUCACCGUUGUUCUGCAUUAUAAGAACUAAAUAAAUCCUUGCGACGAUCAGUUAAACUCCCAUGAACGAAUACAGAUCAAAUUCGUACUCUUUAAGGCCACCAAUUUUGCGUAUUUAAGGAUUUUCUUUUGUCUAUUGUCCGAAAAUUUUCUGCCGUAUAAACUACGGUAGCUCAGCAGGCAGUCGGACAUUUGCGAACUGCCAGCAACGCGAACUACGGUGGCCUGUUAGUGUUAGGAGCAAUUAUGGCAGAGCCAACUUAUGUGCAGAUAAAAGACAUAAGGCCUGGUCAGAAGGCUUUGAAUGUUUUAUUCAUAGUUUUGGAGAUUGGCAAACCUACGAGGACGAAAGACAACCAUGAUGUCAGGUCAUGUAAAAUAGCCGACAAAACAGGCUGCAUAAACAUUUCAAUAUGGGAUGAGGUUGGAGGACUUGUACAGACUGGAGAUAUCUGCAGAUUAAUAAAAGGAUAUUCCUCGAUAUGGAAAGGCUGUUUAACCUUGUAUACAGGAAAAGGAGGCGAUAUCCAAAAAGUUGGGGAGUUCUGUAUGACGUUUAGUGAAGUGCCAAAUAUGAGUGAACCGAAUCCUGAAUAUAUGCCGAAUAAGGAUGGAACACAACAAGGCCAGCAACCUAACCAGCCAACACAGAGGAGGUCACCAACGGAACAAACACAACAGUUACAGGAAUCAACACCAGGUGGCGGCCCGCAAAAUGUUCCUAUGCAUCGAUCGCCCCUUAUGGGUGUUCAGCAGGGUAUGCCACCUGGUGGUGUAAACAUUAACCAACAAAUAAUGAAUAAUGGACAGAGACAUGCGCGGCCUCCUAUGAUGGUGCAUCCACGGGGCCCGCCCCCUGGGAUGAGACCUCCCAUGAUGGACCCAAAUGGAAAUGGCAGGGGAAGGGGGCGGAGAUAACCCCCUCACUCUUUGAGACUUGAAAAUUGUGUACUGCCUAAGGUCAAGUUUUAUACCUUGCACUUUUGAACAAAAUUUACAAGUUGGACUGGAGAAAGUAUUGUAAAAGAUGCAUAUAUUUCUUGUAGAGUUGAGCUGCAGAACGAAAGAAACCUCUUUUAUAACAGAUGUGGUGAAAACUGAAAUUGGCAAGCAUAACUUUCAAAAUGUGUUAUCUUUGCAACUUAUCUGGCUGAAGAUGGAGUCCCUUGCCAAUAAGGAUAAUUGAUGCCUAACUGUAAUGGCACAGAGAUAUGGUGGGGCAGCCUUGGAGGAGGAAUACCCUCUGGACCCUGGAAAAAUGACUCGUCCCUCGGAGGAGAUAUACUCCCUGGAGAACAACUCCUCAAAGUAUAGAGAAAUCGCUAAGAAAGAAGAGCCCUAACCUUUGGUAUCCUAGAUUCUGACUGCGGCAAAUAUCUCGAACCUUUUGUCUAAAUUUUGUAUCUGUCUGUGCUAUUUGUCAUGAACCCAUUGCACCCUGUGUCAUACAUCCUGAAUUAUACAACGUGCAUUUUUU
Messenger RNA from Lineus longissimus, 1523 nucleotides. Its product is annotated as SOSS complex subunit B2-like. The record is from RefSeq and is a predicted model, not a curated record. Gene Ontology annotation, cellular component: SOSS complex. NCBI's taxonomy places the organism in Eukaryota, Metazoa, Nemertea, Pilidiophora, Heteronemertea, Lineidae. Gene Ontology annotation, biological process: response to ionizing radiation; double-strand break repair via homologous recombination; mitotic cell cycle checkpoint signaling. The transcript has 6 exons. The coding region runs from base 293 to 964 and encodes 223 amino acids. Gene Ontology annotation, molecular function: DNA binding.